CAUCAAAAGGGGACGACGUUGACGUCAAAGAGUUGUGCGAGGGGCUUCAGUUUUUGCUGGUGUUUUGUAUUUUUAAACCGAUUUAUACGAGUUUCACUGGACAUCAAACAGUCUGUUUUGUGCUGAGCUGCCUGUCCUCUCUACACCCACUGCCUUCAUCUACGUUAUUCUGCUUUUUUAUGGACUAAUGUACAUGCGGACACAAAUAAAAAGCAGUCAUGUUUCAUAACAGCUCACAGAAGAAACACUGGACGUUUAACAGUGAAGACGAGCUGGAGCAGAUGAGAUAUAAUGCCAAUCAGAAAUUCCGCAAAAAGACUGUAGAAAGUGGGAAGCCUAUAGUGAGUGAGUCUGUGUUCUUGGAGCGCCAUGAAGAAGACAUUUUAUUCAGACACUAUGAGAAGAGGCUGCUGGACUUCUGCAAUGCAUUCAAACCUGUAAUGCCAAAGUCUGUUGUGGGUACAGCUAUCAUGUACUUCAGAAGAUUCUACCUGAACAACUCCAUCAUGGAGUACCACCCCAGGAUUAUCAUGCUGACUUGCGCAUACCUGUCCUGCAAGGUGGAUGAGUUCAACGUGUCCAGCGGCCAGUUUGUGGGCAACCUUCUGCAGGAGACCCCAGCUGGACAGGAAAGGGUUCUAGAGCAGAUCCUGGAGUAUGAGCUGCUUCUAAUCCAGCAGCUCAACUUUCACCUGGUGGUCCACAACCCUUACAGACCCAUGGAGGGCCUGCUCAUUGACCUCAAGACAAGAUACCCUACGCUGGAGAACCCAGAGUCACUGAGGAAGAGCGCUGAUGACUUUCUGACACAGGCAGCCAUGACAGACGCAGGGCUGCUGUUUCCUCCCUCUCAGAUCGCUCUGACAGCUAUUCUGAAUAGUGCCUCAAGAGCUGGACUCAACAUGGAGAGCUACCUGACUGAAUGCUUGGGACUGAAGGACAAAGAGACCCUCUCAAAAACCUUCGAGUCAAUGAGACGGAUGAAAACCCUCCUUAAGAGGUAUGGACUUGCCAAACCAGAUGAGGUGAACGUCUACAAACAGAAGCUGGAGAGAAUCCAUGCAGAAUUCGGCACAAGUUCAAGCAAUAAAAAGGAAGGGGCUCAUCAAGGCGGCCCCAUCUGUCCGGCUCCAUGUCAAUCACCAAACGUUCCGAGGGAGUGGCAGGCAUACCAGAAUAAAAGACGUUCACGCCAUUUCUGCACAAACGAAAGAGAGGAUACGAGGAAGACGGCCAUGUAGCAAAAGAGCCACGCAUGACAGAAGAGGAAUUGACUGAUGAAGACCUGCUAUGAGCAUUUAUCCCAAUGUGGUUCAAACAACGUUUUAAGUUAUUAUACUACUUAAUUUCAAUACUGAGCUGUCAAGUUAAUGACACAGAUGACUGAGACUUAAAAGAAAACAUGAUGGGAGUGUCACAGUUUGUAUAAGUAUACAUUUUCUUUUCUAAAUCUUGGGUUUUCCUUUGUUCUGCAGUAAGAAUAAAGAUAUUUUUCUACAUA
Messenger RNA from Thunnus maccoyii (southern bluefin tuna), 1501 nucleotides. It is a transcript of the gene ccnh, whose product is annotated as cyclin H. Bases 219 to 1241 code for a protein of 340 amino acids. The transcript is spliced from 11 exons. Gene Ontology annotation, biological process: DNA-templated transcription; regulation of transcription by RNA polymerase II; regulation of cyclin-dependent protein serine/threonine kinase activity. Gene Ontology annotation, cellular component: nucleus; transcription factor TFIIK complex. Gene Ontology annotation, molecular function: cyclin-dependent protein serine/threonine kinase regulator activity. The record is from RefSeq and is a predicted model, not a curated record. NCBI's taxonomy places the organism in Eukaryota, Metazoa, Chordata, Actinopteri, Scombriformes, Scombridae.